Molecule: messenger RNA, 4106 nt
Organism: Ectocarpus sp. CCAP 1310/34
Lineage: Eukaryota; Phaeophyceae; Ectocarpales; Ectocarpaceae
Source: the annotation of a GenBank genome assembly
AUGAUGGUGAUGCCGAAGCCCGCGCAGCAAAAAGAGGAGCAAGAGGCAAAGGAGAGGAAGGCGUUGGCUGCUCUGUGGUGGUGCACGCAUGGCCCGGCCUGGGUCCAGGCGCUGGGGUGGGAGGAGGCAUCAGCAGCUGGAGGGGACGGGAAACAGCAGCAGCAGCAGCAGCGCCUGCUAGGAGAGUGGGACGGGGUGGGUGUGGACCCAGAACUACAAGGCGUGACGUUGAUUGACCUUCGCCGAAACAACCUGCAAGGAGCAUUACCGCCGGAGAUCGGGGACCUGACGCACCUUCGACACCUCUACUUGGGAGACAAUCAGCUGCAAGGAUCGAUCCCCACGUCGAUCAGCCAGCUGUCGCAGCUCUGUAUCCUCAGCCUUCGAGGGAACAACUUGAAAGGAGACAUCGUUCCAGAGCUGGGCUGUCUGACAGCGCUGCAGACCCUGAGCCUGCGGGACAACCACUUCAGCGGCGUCAUUCCGCCCGAGUUGGGACAGCUCACGGCCCUGAGGCAUCUGUUCAUGAACAACAACAUGCUCAGAGGGCCAAUCCCCGAGGAGCUGUCGCAGCUGGAGCAGCUGGAGCAACUCUUUCUUUCGGACAACGAGCUGGACGGCAAGAUUCCGGAAUCGUUCGGCCAACUCAUAAACCUCGAGGAACUGGUGCUAAGCGGCAACCAAUUUACCGGGAACAUUCCCGUGCAACUGUCGGAUCUCGUGGGCCUCGUGAGGCUCGAGCUGGACGGGAAUUGUCUUUCUGGUGACGUCCCUCCCAACCUUAGCGCGCUCUCCAACCUCAAGGUCCUUCACCUCAACAACAACUCGCUCACAGGUCCCAUCCCGUGUGAGCUGGGCAUGCUGAGCUGGUUGGAGAAGUUGGACCUAUCGAAGAACCAGCUUUCAGGGUGCAUUCCUCCGGAGCUAGGACAGCUCUUCUGCCUGGAGUUGCUCAUCCUCAACGACAACAAACUCAUCGGUGGGAUCCCGUGCGAGCUUGGACGCCUUCACCACAUCAACCUCCUCCUUCUCGACGGCAACCAUCUGUCUGAGUCGCCUCCGGUAGUGGGGGGCAAGGGGCUGCGGCAGUGGCAGGUCUCUCAGCGCAAGGCCUUCCUCAACAGCUGGAGCAUGGUGGACCGCCUGUCGCACCUCGAGGCGGAGAACGCGCAGCUCCGAAAGGAAAACGAUCUUUUGAGAAAGUCCAUCUCAAACGGUACGGCGAUCCCUCUCGCGGCCCGCCGUCAGGCUGGGGGGGUCACCAAGGUACCAAGCACCCGCGGCUUGAUCGGAAACAGCACCAUCGCCUCUGCGAGUACCAAAGCAGCAGCAGCAGGAGCGAGAAACAACAUGUCCCAUGCUGCUGAUGGCAGCGGCGGCGGCGGCGGCGAGGCUUCUUCAUCGCUGUCCGAAACCGCGGCCCCCGCCCCGCACGGGAGGCUGGGCGAUGGCACCGCCGCCGCCUCGGCACCACGACGAUCUCGGGGGGGGCGCGCUCGCGCCGGAGGAGCCCCUCCCAGCUCGCUACCCCCGACUUCGACCGAUCUGCCGAUCGCUCACGUGUCCACGUCGCCGCCGGCCGGUGAUGACGGCGGUAAGCUAGCGGUGGCAGUGGCGGGGCCGGUCGGGGUGACGACGCCCGCGCCGACCAAGGCGCGGCCCCCGCGGAGCUCCUUGCGACCCAGGAACCUCCGCUCUCAGCAGGCAGAGCCCCCCACGGUCGGAGAAGAAGAACGCCGCCUGGAAGUGGACAGAAACACGGCGAGGCGGGCGCUGCUGAACUCGGCGGUGCGUCGGGGGGGUUCGGGCGGCAGCGACGGAGGCUAUUCGUCCGGAGGGGGAGCGGGGGGUUGGGUCAGGGCUGAUGGUGGUCACGGCAGCAGCAGUGGAGGCAGCGCCGCCGGCGGCGGCGGGAGGUCGGCGGCGAGGCGCGGUAGCUCGGCCAGCGACGGGGCGGCGGCGGCGGCGGCGGACGGCUUGUCGCCCGGCGGGGAGGAAGGCAACACCGACCGUCUCCACGGGAGAGGGUUCUUUUCUGCUUCACCGAGAGAGGGAGAUAGCGGAGAUAGCGGCGGUGGCGGCGGCGGCGGCGGCGGCGGCGUGGUGAGAACGGUCUUUCCGAAGCCCGGAGGCGGCAGCGAUGGCGGCAGCGGCAGCGAGAUGCUCUCCCCCCUUCGUUCGCCCAUGCCCCGCCGCCAGGGGAGCGGGGGUCCGUCGACAGCGGCGGCGGAGGCGGCGGUGAACGUCGAGAGUGGUCGCCCGCUUGCCCCCGCGGUCGCGACGGAAGAGGCCUACAACCCCGCGUACAGCAGCGUGUGGGCUUCCUGGAUCGGGCUGGGUCCUUCGGCGCCGGAAGCAAGGGGAGGGGCGACAAACGGCGCGACCAACGGCGCCUCGGCGAGCAGCAACGGCGUUACGAGGGCAACGAACGGGGCGGGGGGGUCCAGGGAACCCGCGCAACAAGCGGAAGGUGCUGCCAGGAAUGGUUCGAGGGCCGCGUCGCCCCUGGGACAGAUGAUGAUGGGUCUCUUUCGAGGCGUCGGGAGCCCACCUCUCCAGCUCAGCCCGCAUCGCUUUGUUCCCGAGCAGAUGGCCGAUGGUGGUGGUGGCAAUGGCGACGACAACAUGAGCAGCAGCAGCAACAGCAGCAGCAGCAGCAGCAGCAGCAGCAACAGCGGCGGCGGCGGUGAGAACGGCCAGAGCGCUCCUGCCGCCGCCGGGGGCGCGCAGGCGGCGGGAGCCGUGCUCAACGCCGAAAAGCCCGAGUGAAGACAGGAGGGAUCUCGGGGGCGUCGAAGUCUGUCCGAUUCGCGCCGAGAGCGGCUGCGACGUCCCGCGCCGGUCGUCCGUGUGGACACAACCCUUCGAAAGUUCUCGCCCUGAGUUGUUCUUCUGCUAAUCAAACAGCACAAACACUGCUGCGAUGACGUCGGCGCUCCAUGUCGCUUAGUAGGCGGCGAGGGAGUAAUGGCUUGCGAGGGCAAUGAUGUGUGAUCAUCGGUUGUUAACGGACAUUCGCAGAAGCGCCGAGCGGGCCUCCUCCCGAGCCACUGCUUGGCAACCAGAGGGGGGCGAGCGUCCGUUAUGGUAGGGGGCAACAGGGAGCAAAGUGGUGGCAUCUGGCGUGGAGUAAUAUUUUUCGACAGGUCGAUACACGACGAUGCUCAAGUUUUUGUUCGAUACCAACAGGGGGAUCAAGGCACCACCACCGCGGCGGUUUAUUUUCUUCAAUUCUUGAUAUUUAUGUAAGCAAGAGCGCGCGCCGCGAAGCGGUCUUUGGCCUCUCGACGGCGGGAAGGACACAUGCCAAGAUGUUGAUGUGUUUCAGGUCUCACCGCGUUGUUGCUGUUGGUAGUCUAGUCUGAAAGGUUCAGCCAUUUCGUUGUUGCGUGUUUUGCAAUGUGCGAAUAAUGGCGUAUUAUAAAAUGGCGUGAUUUUGUUCGUUUGCGGUGUUGAACACGGUUUUUUUCAUUUUGCUGUCUGGUCUGACGUUCUUGUCUGCGAACGUUUUUUUUGCUCAUUUUUUUUCGUUGCGUCUAUUUCCUUCGAGUGUGUGCUGUCAAAGCAGAACAAGAGAGGGCGGGAGCGCAUCCGCCGCCUGCCUGCGUUGGGCAUUUUCGAAGAACAAAUAAGCAAGCUGUCCGUGUCUCGGGUCAUCGUUUGGCGUUUCUGAUGUUGUCGAACCCAGGCCUCGCAUGCCCCCGUGCGUGCUGCAACAUCACACCCACACACACCACGCCCAUCCACAGUCAGUCCGCUCACUCUUAUCUUGGCGGCGAGGCGGUCUUUUCGUAUUGUGCCGCUUUCAUAUUCUUGCCCUUCCACGUAUAACAAGUAUGAUGUGUGUAGAUGGCUCUGCACCAACAUCAUAAUUGUUGUUGGGGGGGAAGGCCUCCGUACUGCCAGGUCAAGACACCUGGACGAGAUGGGUUUUUGUGGCAUGUGCCAUACGUGUGUGUGGUUGCAGCGGCUGGAUUUGUUGUUUUCAUCCCUUGCCCUCCUUCAUCCACGCGUGUUCGUAUUGCAAACCGAAAACAGUAGUAGUGAGUGGUCAUGACGAAGAUCCUUUUUUCUAUAUGUCGAUUUGUUUGUUGUGUUCCCACCGU